UCUCACUGCCCGCAUCGCGAAAUUGUGUAUUUUGUGCUUCUCGUCAUUUGAUCUUUGAUUGGAUUCAUUCUUGAGGCCACAAGAAAUCUGACACCAUGGCCGACAGAAGUCGUAUGCUGCGAAAAAAGGACAGACAAGAAAAAGAAGCCGGUGAAAAGACCAGGGAUGGAAAUGAAGUGAAGAAUGAAGAAGAAAAUGCUCAAGAUAAUAGAGGGGGGCCAUCAGCUGAGCAAUCCUCCACCAAUGAUGUAACAGCUGAUGGUAAAAAUGGAGAUCUUCAGGUCGAGCCAAUGGAACUCCCUCCGUUUGAAAUCAUUGCAGGUGAUCGAAUUGAUCCUUUCGCAUUCAAGUUCCAGUUCAAGAAUGUGGAAUACUCCUCGGGCCGCAAUAAGACGUUCUUGUGUUACCUGGUGGAUCAAGGGAAAACAGCUGAUGGGGUCCUGAGAGGCUUUCUGGAGGAUGAACACGCCGGAACUCACGCUGAAGAAGCCUUCUUCGCACAGUGCCUGUCUGACUACGACCCUUCACUCAAAUACACAGUCACCUGGUAUGUGUCAUCUAGUCCCUGCUCUGCUUGUGCAGCAAAGAUAGCCGAUGUGUUAAACGCCAAGAAAAACAUCAAAUUGAGCAUCUUUGCUGCUCGGCUGUUUGAGUUUGAGGAAGCAGAGAUUCAGGCUGGGCUAAAGGCUCUGCAUACGGCCGGAUGUAAGCUGAGGAUGAUGAAGCCUCUGGACUUUUCCUAUACCUGGGAUACAUUUGUGGAGAAUGAGGAUCAACCUCUUAACCUGUGGGAAGACUGCAAAGACAACUAUGAGUAUUAUCAUGAGAAGCUGUCUGACAUUCUGCAGUGAACACAGUAAACAUGAGUUAAAAGAGAGAAGGGUAUCUUUUUUGACAACAGGAGUCCAUGGAAUUUUUAGAGCGGGAAAGUUCCGAAAGGGCAAUUCACAGCUGUGGAAGUGACUGCCAGAUGAUCUAUUUCGUGUCGUAAUCUGAACCUUGCAGUAGAGCAGAUGUGCAACUGUGCCACAUGAAUUGCAACCCUAUUAUAUGACACAAAAAGAAACCCAAAUACAGAGGUGGGAAGUAACCUUCAUGACUGCACUUGA
Molecule: messenger RNA, 1109 nt
Organism: Phycodurus eques (leafy seadragon)
Lineage: Eukaryota; Metazoa; Chordata; Actinopteri; Syngnathiformes; Syngnathidae
Gene: apobec2a
Product: apolipoprotein B mRNA editing enzyme, catalytic polypeptide-like 2a
Exons: 3
Coding region: 96-851 (251 amino acids)
Biological process (GO): cytidine to uridine editing
Cellular component (GO): cytoplasm; nucleus
Molecular function (GO): RNA binding; cytidine deaminase activity
Source: RefSeq, a predicted model, not a curated record